This is a messenger RNA of Psylliodes chrysocephalus, 2323 nucleotides long. Lineage: Eukaryota; Metazoa; Arthropoda; Insecta; Coleoptera; Chrysomelidae. The record is from the annotation of a GenBank genome assembly.
UGUGAUAAACGCAGUCAUACACACACAUAGACCAAAUUGUAUAUUUUUUUUUACAUUAAAAAUGCGUUAAAAAAUUUCAAAUAUAAUAAAAAUGAUUACGUUCUUUGUUAUUCUUUGCGCGUUUUUAAUAUGGUUCUCCUCACGGGUCAAUUCUGAGCCCACCACUUCGAAAUACACUUAUAACUCUUCUGAUUUGUCGUAUUUGUCGAACGGUAUUCAAUUUCCAGUCGCCGAAAGUGAUAUUGAAUUUCUUGCGGAGGAUAGUGGUGCCGAAAAUGGUUCGCAAAUUUUGUGGUUUUCGAGGCUCUACGACCAUCAUAGAUGGUGGAAUCGUUUGGAAAAGUUGGAAAAUCCUUUGUGUAAAAGUGAUAUGAUGGUGUAUUUGAGGGAGCUUGGUAAUGGGACAAGUUGGGCUGUAAAAAUGUUCGAUGCUUCUGGAAGAUACUCAGGACAAUUCUUGUUUGGAAACGAUUAUUGGUUGGGUUCGAAAACGCUCUGCAAAGAGUUGACCCUGACAGAAUGGAAUACCGAAGUACCACCGUUUGCUGUUCAUUUUUACGUCGCGAAAAUUAGAAUCAAUCUCAAUAGAAAAUUCACCCCAGUAACAAGACAAUUAAACGUCGGUGAAUGCUUACCGAAGUCUUGCGGAGUAACGGGAGUGCGAUCUCUCUUAGCCCACGAACGCAAUCAAGCAACGUCUAUAAACAUUGUGGGAGUUCGAGAGGUCCCAGGGGACUAUUCUUUGCUCUACGAUUUUAAAGUUCAUUUACUCGGAGGAUGUACCCUGCUAGUUCUUGGUUUAAUUAUAAUUUCAACUUUAGCUGACUAUUUUAUACCAAAUUCAAAUGAAAACUCGAAUAAAACUGAUAAGGCAAAUUACAAACAAAAUGGUAUAGAAAAUAAUAAUGGAAUAAACAAUAAUGGUAUAAAAUAUAUAAGUACCAUUGGUACCGCCAAUAGAACUACCGAUAGUGGUAUAUCAAAUGAAACAAAGACAUCAGCAAAGAAUGGUAUCCCUUUGAAAUUACUGUUAUCAUUUUCUGUCAUUAAAAACGGAAGGAAAAUAUUAUCAGUAGAAAAAGUUUCUUUAGAAUCUAUAGAAUGCAUUCAUGGAUUGAGAUUUUUUUCAAUAGCUUGGAUCAUUUUAGUGCAUAGUUAUUUAGAACUUUUUGCUAUUAGUAAUAAUAAAAAUGUAAGAAUCGUCACGGAACGGGGAUUUUUCUAUCAGACUAUUUCGAAUGCUACAUUUUCUGUUGAUACUUUUUUCUUCAUAAGCGGUCUAUUAGUAACACUCACGUUCUUCCGAACAGAAGAAAAAAAACAAAAACCCCCCGAUAAAGAAGGCAUCUACACGGCAAUAAAAAAGAGUACAGGGAGCUUUUUCAUGAUGAUUUUCUACAGAUUUUUUAGAUUAACUCCAGCUUAUCUAUUCGUUCUAGGUCUCAACGAGAUAAUUAUGAGAUACCUACAUUCAAAUUCUGUUUUUUCUCCUGCUAUAAUCGAUCAUAUAAGUUGUAACAAUUACUGGUGGAGAAAUAUUUUGUACAUCAAUAAUUUUUAUCCACAGCAUGAAUUUUGUAUGCUGUGGUCAUGGUAUAUGGCUAAUGAUACUCAGUUUUAUGUUAUUUCGACUAUCUUGUUAUUGAUUGGGAUCCGAAGUUCCAAACACAUAAAAUUCGUCGGCCUGAUCAUCAUAAUCUUCAUGGGCGCGUCCUGGAUAACGACAUUCAUCAUAGCCAUGAAAUGGGAAUACGUAGCGAGGGUAGAAGAACCUUUUGCUCUUUUCGACCAAUUGUACGACAAACCCUGGUUGAGGAUAGGACCCUAUCUCGUGGGAAUAGUCGCCGGAUAUUUUUUGUUCAAAAUGAACUGCAAAAUUAAAAUGCCGUGUGGAGUGGUGGUACUAGGAUGGGUUCUGUCUUUAGCAUGCUUAGGAAGUUUGGUAUAUGGUCUCGGAAGAGAUGGAUUGGUGAUACCAGCUUCUGCGUUUUAUGCAGCCUUAAGUCAUUCCGCUUGGGGUCUAUCGAUAGCCUGGAUCACAGUGGCGUGCUGCAGCGGUUACGGAGGCCCUUUGAACUAUUUCCUAAGCUGCGAAUUAUUUUUGCCACUCAGUAGACUGACGUACUGCGCUUACCUUGUUCACCCUGUACUGAUGUGCCUAACCAGUUUCCAUUUAGAUGGGUCUUUUCAUUUACAUCAAGCUAUGGCAGUUGUAAUCUAUUUCGGAAACCUUGUCCUGUCAUUUAUGACAGCUUUUGCCAUUUCAUUGGCAUUUGAAGCUCCCGUUGUUAAUCUGCUCAAAAUUAUUUUCGGAUAAAUAUAG